GGAGUCGCGUUCAGAGACCGCGUCCAGGUUGAGCAUGUUUCGAGGGGCGGUGCGGCUCUGCGCAGCCCGAGGCCACUUGGGCCGGGCGCUAAGCACACGCAGUGGAGGCUCGACUCUGGACUGGGCUGGAAAGGUGUCAGAAAUUAAGAAGAAGAUCCAGUCAGUUCUUCCUGGAGGGGCCUGGAAUCCACUGUAUGACACCAGCCACCUGCCCCCUGAACACUCGGAUGUGGUGAUUGUGGGGGGUGGGGUGCUUGGCCUAUCCGUGGCCUAUUGGCUGAAGAGGUUGGAGAAGCAACGAGGUGCCAUUCACGUGCUGGUGGUGGAACGGGACCACACGUAUUCCCGGGCCUCUACCGGGCUUUCUGUGGGCGGGAUCCGUCAGCAGUUUUCGUUGCCUGAGAACAUCCAGCUUUCCCUCUUUUCAGUCGACUUCCUACGGAACAUCAAUGAUUACCUGGCUGUAGUCGAUGACCCUCCCCUGGACCUCCGGUUCAACCCCUCAGGUUAUCUUUUGCUGGCUUCGGAAAAGGGUGCUGCGAUCAUGGAGAACAACGUGAAAGUGCAGAGGCAGGAAGGAGCCAAAGUGUGUCUGAUGUCUCCUGAGCAGCUGCGGAACAAGUUUCCCUGGAUAAACACAGAUGGCGUAGCCUUGGGGUCUUACGGGUUGGAGGGUGAAGGUUGGUUUGACCCCUGGUGUCUGCUCCAGGGGCUUCGGCGAAAGGUCCAGUCCAUGGGGGUCCUUUUCUGCCACGGAGAGGUGACACGUUUCGUCUCUUCAUCUAACCUCAUGGAGACCAUAAGUGGGGAAGAGGUGACUUUGAAAAGGAUCCAUGAGGUCCAUGUGAAGAUGGACCACAGCAUGGAGUACCAGCCUGUGGAGUGUGCCAUAGUAAUCAAUGCAGCAGGGGCCUGGUCGGGGCAAAUCGCAGAGCUGGCUGGUAUUGGGAAGGGGCCGCCUGGCACCCUACAGGGCACCAAGCUACCUGUGGAGCCGAGGAAAAGGUAUGUGUACUCAUGGCACUGCCCCCAGGGACCAGGCCUGGAGACGCCAUUCGUCGCAGACACCAGUGGCGCCUACUUCCGCCGGGAAGGAUUAGGCAACAACUACUUGGGUGGCUGUAGCCCCACUGAGGAGGAGGAACCGGACCCGGGGAACCUGGAAGUGGACCAUGAUUUCUUCCAGGACAAGGUGUGGCCCCCUUUGGCCCAGAGGGUACCAGCUUUUGAGAGUCUGAAGGUUCGGAGUGCUUGGGCUGGCUAUUACGACUACAACACCUUUGACCAGAAUGGCGUGGUGGGCCCCCAUCCACUGGUCGUCAACAUGUACUUUGCCACAGGCUUCAGUGGCCAUGGGCUCCAGCAGGCCCCCGCUGUGGGGCGAGCUGUGGCCGAGAUGGUACUAGAGGGCCACUUCCAGACCAUCGACCUGAGUCCCUUACUCUUUACCCGCUUUUACUUGGGAGAGAAGGUCCAAGAGCAUAAUAUCUUCUGAGCCUGUAAGCUCUGCACUGGCCCCAUAUCCCCAUCUGUCACCGCUGGCUCCAAUCCUGGCCCAUGUUCAAGGUCUCUGCAGCCAUGCCAAGGUCUCCUCCACUCUCCUCCUCUCAUCCAGGUGAUUCUGUCCCUGCGUGGCUGGGCAGGUGGGCAGACUGCAGGCUCUGAGGUUCUAUGCCUGAGACCCAGGCUGACAGAGGAGGGAGCAGGACCCUGGGAGUCAUCCCUGGCCCACGCUGAUGCUCCCCGCCAAGGCAGUCCAGCUGGACAGAGCAUCUCAGUGGUUUUAAGCACCAUGGCCCAGGAUUGGCUCCUUCCUGGUACCAACUCAGAAAGAUCACCUCUGCCCCUUUUUGCAUAUCCCUGCAGAGCCUAGGCAGGGAGCAUUCUGGUGCAGCCUGGCCCAAAUUU
Molecule: messenger RNA, 1908 nt
Organism: Molossus molossus (Pallas's mastiff bat)
Lineage: Eukaryota; Metazoa; Chordata; Mammalia; Chiroptera; Molossidae
Gene: FOXRED1
Product: FAD dependent oxidoreductase domain containing 1
Exons: 11
Coding region: 35-1495 (486 amino acids)
Cellular component (GO): cytoplasm
Molecular function (GO): oxidoreductase activity
Source: RefSeq, a predicted model, not a curated record